Phytophthora sojae is the source of this 297-nucleotide messenger RNA. RefSeq lists its product as hypothetical. The record is from RefSeq and is a predicted model, not a curated record. The transcript has a single exon. Bases 1 to 297 code for a protein of 98 amino acids. Gene Ontology annotation, biological process: DNA integration; DNA recombination. NCBI's taxonomy places the organism in Eukaryota, Oomycota, Peronosporomycetes, Peronosporales, Peronosporaceae. Gene Ontology annotation, molecular function: DNA binding.
AUGUAUCCGACAAGCUCAGGUUCAGCCCAGGUCGUCUCUUCACGGCGCAUCGCCAGCAUUAUCCAGGCCGCGACAAGCCGGAAUGGAGAGAAUCCCCGUGCGCUCAAUACACACUCCCUCCGCUCGGGAGGGACAACGCACAUGUACCGCUUGGGCGUCGACGCCCUGACAAUCCAAUUCCAUGGUCGAUGGGCGUCCGACACGUUCAAGAUAUACACGAGGCUGUGCAAGGAGUCGGUGACCUGCAUCACUUCAAGAAUGGUUAGUGGGGCAAGAACCGCCUCGACACUCCAAUGA